CGGUGCUCGGGUGUUCAGCCUUAACUUUCAGUUCUCGAGCCUCUCAGGCGCCAGUCCACCAUGUGACAUGAGACAGCGGCAGCCAAUCAGCUAUUACAACACGGUAGCCAUAGCGACAGCGACUCCUCUAAACAGAAGGACUGCGAGCGGCCACUGCAGAGUGGGUCGCAUUUGGCCAUUCAUACCUGCCAAACCCCCUUACUAAGCUGGAUCAGGACUUCACCUGAGCACAGGGCCGCCCAGACUUUACUGUUGAGUGUCACGAUUACCUGUGAAAUGGCUGAGUUCGGGGACAGCGUGUUAGAGGAUUUGUCCGCCAGUGACCAACACACAAGCUUUUCAAUGAAUAGAGCUAUGGCGGACGCAGACAAAAGGAAAAUGAGAAGGAUUAUCGCAGAAGAUCCCGAUUGGUCACUGGCUAUUGUGCCAUAUCUGAGAAUCAUUUGUUUGCAACAUAUAAUCGAUAACUUUGAAAGAAAUCCUAUUGUGGAUGAGCUGCCUCCCACUGAUAAAGUUAAAGUACUUGAAAAGCUUUCCACCAAGCUCCCAAUAAGUGUGACAGCUAACCUCAUCAGCGAUGAAGGCUACUGGAGGAGGUGUUCAGUGGAGCGCUGGGGGAGGCGAGACGUUUCUUACUAUGGAAACAGCUGGAGAAGAAUGUUCCUUGAAUGCCACUUGGAAAGUGCCAUUGAGCUUUUUAUUCCGAACACAACAGACCCCAAUGUAAUCCUGGACAUGGUUCCUUUCUACAAGAAUUAUGUGAAGAAAAUCAGCGUGUCUCAGCUGCUGCCUCCUGUCAAGAGUUCGGAAAACAGACAGAAGGAAGAUACUCUAUUAGCAGUGGGUGACGGAGCCUCUGAGGAACUCUCAGUCGGCCAUUUUGACUUUGGGAUGUUGUUAGACAAGAUGACCGAACUUGAAGAGCUGCACUUGGUGUAUGGUGUCAGGGGAUGUCGCAUGAACUUCGAGUGGAGUCUUUUUGAGUUCACUGAUCAGGACUGUCACUCCUUAGCCAAAGCGCUGAAGUCCUGCAAACAUUUAAAGGUCUUCAGGUUACAUCAGAGCAAAGUAAAUGAUGAAAAUGUGCAGACGCUGUGCAGCAUCUUCUUGGAACAUCCUUCAUUAAGAGAGCUUGAUUUUUCCCACAACAUCAUUGGUGACCGAGGGGCACGAGCAAUAGGAAAACUGAUGAGCAACAGCAAGCUAGAGGUCCUCAGUUUGUAUGAUAACAAGAUUAAAGGACAUGGGGCUCAAGCCAUUGCAUAUGCCCUGUCCAGGAAUGAAAAUCUAACAACGUUGAACCUUCGACUGAACCGCAUUGGAGAUGAAGGUGGACAGUGUGUCGCUAACGCUCUUCUAAAAAAUUCGACCCUUAUAAACCUGCACCUUGGAAGUAAUGAGCUGACUGAGCCCACCGCCAACUUCUUGUCUAGAGUUCUUAUGCAAAAUAAAUCCUUAAAGAGCAUCAACAUUUCCUGCAACCGACUAGGACCCGAUGGUGGGAAACAGCUUCAGGAAGGCAUGGCCCACAACAGCUCACUAGUCGAGUUUGAUCUGCGUCUGACUGAAGUUGGCCAGGAGAGCGAAUACUUCAUCAGUCAGAUACUCCAGAGGAACAAGGAGACGGCACACAGGACUCCAUUGUGAAGAGUAACGUUCAUCAACAGCAGCAAAAUCCUGAACUGAUGUGACCGGACCGCUUCAAGAUUCGUAUCUCAGGCCUGUCGCUUCAUGAUGGCCAUGAACUGUCCUGUGUCAAAACAAAAGCUUGAGACCACAUGUACUUUAAUAUGAAAAUGACCGAGACUCGUAAUUUACUGCUCAGUCAACAUCAGCUAAGGACUUGGCUUUUGAAUAAAGACGCUCACGUUAUUGUUGUGCACUCAAUUGUAUGAAAAAUGGUGGGUGUUAAAGUUAAAAGGAGAACGAGCCGAAGUACGAGGGGAGCCAACAUCACCUGAGGAGCAGUCAGGGUGAGUUUGCUUUGUUGUUUGGUGACAAUUAACCAAUUUUUGUGUAUCAAUAAAGAUUUAAUGACAAAAGA
Messenger RNA from Erpetoichthys calabaricus (reedfish), 2044 nucleotides. RefSeq names its product t-complex-associated-testis-expressed 1 (gene drc5). Bases 277 to 1647 code for a protein of 456 amino acids. Gene Ontology annotation, cellular component: sperm flagellum. The transcript is spliced from 5 exons. Lineage: Eukaryota; Metazoa; Chordata; Cladistia; Polypteriformes; Polypteridae. Gene Ontology annotation, molecular function: protein binding. Gene Ontology annotation, biological process: flagellated sperm motility. The record is from RefSeq and is a predicted model, not a curated record.